Molecule: messenger RNA, 2474 nt
Organism: Phaethon lepturus (White-tailed tropicbird)
Lineage: Eukaryota; Metazoa; Chordata; Aves; Phaethontiformes; Phaethontidae
Product: protein FAM179B-like
Exons: 15
Biological process (GO): microtubule cytoskeleton organization
Cellular component (GO): cilium; cytoplasmic microtubule
Molecular function (GO): microtubule binding
Source: RefSeq, a predicted model, not a curated record
UUCUCUACAUCCAAUGAUUUUCUUCAUUCUCCAAAGUUAUGGCCCUCUCAAGGAGUACCAGUCAGUGAUGAGUUAUUUUUUAGUAGAAAAAGACCUUCAAGGAGUUUAUUUCAGAAUAGUAUAGAUUUUAACUCUGAGCAUUCUUCUGUUUGUGCUGGUGCUAUGGGCUCUCGUCAGCCGCAAAUUUCAGGGAAAUGUGGAACACUUGGAUACAUACAGACACGUGGGAAGAGUGGUAGUGUGGACUCUGAUUUACAAUUUUUAGGAUUAAAUAACUGUCAGCAAGACAAAGUUUGUGCCAGUCUAAAUUUUUCCAGCAAGACCCAGAGGAGUUUUUGCAAUCAAGCGGAGCAUGCGGUGCCCUUCCAAGGUCCCAGUACAAGCCAGGGCACCUUCAUUCUGCCCUCCUACCCUCUGACAUCACCCAGGAACAGCCCAAAGCACAUCUCCUCUCCAGCUGACUCCCCAAAGAAGUCACAAGAUAAUACCAUGAACUUUUCAAACUCCUGGCCUCUUAAAAGCUUUGAAGGACUGCCUAAGCCUAGCUUACAGAAGCAGCUUCUCGGCCAAAAGUCGGGAGACAAUACAGGUAGGAAUGUUGUCAAUAUAAUGAAAAUGGAUUUCAAUAUGUUUUUUAACACUCGCCUCAUUGUAAAUGAAGUUUUCUGGUGUGACAUAGAAAUGAGACAUGAAGUUUAUUCUGGGGAGAGUUUACAGGAGAAACAUUCUGCUCUGCAGCUGAAACCCACCCUGGUGAGACACCCAGCCUCCUGCAGGGGCCUGAACGGGACCAGACCAGUGCCCCCCAUACCCCGCCUUGCUAGCCCGCUGCCCGAUAAGAUGGAAUUAAAUGUGACGAAGUGGAGAAACGAAAAGUGCGAGGACAUGUGGCUGAAUGAAGUGGAUAGGAAGCUUGCAGCUGAUCUUUCAGAGCUAAAUGUUGAUGUCGAGGAAGUGGACCAAGAAGAGAUGCAGAAUUCACUUAGAUCUCUACGAAACAGCGCAGCUAAGAAAAGGGCAAAGCUAAGCAGCAACAUUUCAGAUCUUGAAAGUCCCGAUUCUGCUCUUAAACUUGAUCUGUCCAUGGAUUCCCCCUCCCACGCUUCCUCCCCGAGCGCGGGCUCCUGCGGCGAAAGCGGAGUGUACAGCCAGGAGUCCCUGACUUCACCUGUGUCCACAGGCCCCCAGAGAAGGAGAAUACCCUCAGACACCUUUCCACUACUUGGCAGCAAAUCACAGCCUGCAAGAGUACCUUCAGCACGAAGCAGAGACCCAAAUGUGGCAGAACAGAACUCCAGCACAGAGUCAACGUCUAGUUUUCCACAGAUGAACAAUCUAGAUUUCAUUUCACCAAGUGUCCUGUCUGAAGAUGCAGUUGUAGUUGUUGGUAAAGGUGUUUUUGGAACUCCUCCAUCUUCACGAACAUACAGCCAGUCCAUAAUGUGUGUAGCAAAUGGAGAUGACCCAGCCGUCAAAGAGGAGCCUGAGCCAUCAUCAGGGAUCUGUGGGAGAAGCAUCCAGCAGAACAGUGCCUCUCAUCUCCAUGUUGAAAAUGAAAGAGAGAUAAAAGUUGCCAUGUCAAAAUCUGCCCAGGACAAGAUGAGGCGGAAGAAGAAGGAAGAAAAAGAACACAGUCAUAGAGAACAGUGGGAAGUCAAAGACCUCGAAGAAAAGGAAGAAAACCCUUGGGAAAGACUUAAACUGAACGAACCAGAGAAAAUGACAACAGAAAAUGAAAUUUCUCUUGGGGCACGAGGACUCUAUAAAGACCGAACCCCCUCAGUCACUCAUAGCCCAGAAAUAAUGGACCCAUCAGAACUGCAGCCCUUUUCAAAACCAGAAACGGCACUGACAGAAGCCUUGACACUUCUAGCUGAUGAUGACUGGGAGAAGAAAAUUGAAGGUCUGAACUUUGUUAGAUGUUUGUCUGCUUACCAUGCAACUAUUCUGACUGCAAAGCUACACGAAACAAUUUUGGCUGUGGCACAAGAGGUCAAGAAUUUACGCUCAGGUGUUUCUCGAGCUGCUGUGGUCUGUUUAGGGGAUUUGUUCACCUACCUGAAAAAGAGCAUGGAUCAAGAACUAGAUAAUACAGUGAAAGUCCUUUUGCACAAAGCUGGUGAAUCCAACACAUUUAUAAGGGAAGAGGUAGACAAAGCACUGAAGGCUAUGGUUAAUAAUGUGACUCCAGCACGUGCACUUUGUUCUCUUAUAAAUGGAGGGCAAAGGUAUUAUGGUAGAAAGAUGCUCUUCAGUAUGAUGACUCACCCUGAUUUUGAUAAAAUGCUUGAAAAGUAUGUGCCGACCAAGGAUUUGCCUUAUAUUAAGGAAUCUGUCAGCAAUCUACGUGAAAAGGGUUUGGGGGAGAUGCCAUUAGAUACACCCUCAGCAAAAGGAAGACGUUCCCAUACUAGUAGUGUUGGACAUUCGAGGUCAUCAUCUACUUCCAGAGAUGCUCUCAACAUCACUGACAG